AUGGUCCUGGCACUGAAAGACCUGAAGGUGAAGGCACUAACAGACCUUCUGGUCCUGGCACUGACAGACCCUAUGGUCCUGGCUCUGACAGACCUUAUGGUCCAGGCACUGAUAGACCUUAUGGUCCUGGCACUGACAGACCUGAAGAUGAAGGCACUGACAGACCAUCUGGUCCUGGCACUGACAGACCCUAUGGCCCUGGCACUGACAGACCUGAAGGUACCUUAUGGUCCUGGAACUGAGAAACCUGAGCGUCUAGGCACUGAUAGACCUGAGGGCCCAGUGCAGACGCCAGUGUACGAGGAAGAUAACUUUUCCACCGAUGAAACUGGAGGGACAUCUGACGGUAUUAUCACACCGGGUCCAUUUUUCGAUUUCUCAACUGUUACCGAAAUGCCCACAACAACAGUAGUUGCUGACAGAUUCGAUGACGACGGGACCCUGCCUCCUGGAAUAACCGGAAUAACCGCAGGACUCCCACUCGGCGAUGAUGACAGCGACAUCAUCUUUGGGGGCAUUGGUGGGACUACUGGAUCGCCCGUUGCAACCAUUGUUCCAUCAGCAGAAAAUGAUACCUCUAUGUCCCUACAUAUCCCACUCGUGACCUUUAUCCCUGCCCUUAUCAUGCCCUUCCUUGUCCCUAAGUUACCCCCAGUUUCUGCAGAAACUCCCACCUGCAGGAACAAUUAUAACUGCAAGGACACCCAGCUGUGUUACGGCGGGGUGUGUGUGGACGGUUGUUCUGUAUCCAAGUGUGGGUACAAAGCUCAGUGCCACACCGUGCAUCACAUCCCCAUGUGUACCUGUGUACCUGGUCAUCGUGGUAACCCCCUGACGGAGUGCCUUCCAAAGAAAGUAUAUAUUGCACAACCACCUGCCACACCCCGCCCUCCUACACUCACACCUCGGCCUCCCGUGGGCGUCCUCACCCCGCGGCCCCCUCCCGUCACACCGAGCACUCAGUGCGUGAGAGACUCCGACUGCUCUUUCGCGGAGAGCUGUCGAGGUGGCUCUUGCGUUGAUCCAUGCGUGGUUGGCGCCCCGUGUGGACGCAACGCCGAAUGCGCUGUGACGCUACACCGCCCUAUUUGCUCCUGUCCUGCGGGGUACACGGGUAACCCCCGCCAAGAGUGCCUUAAAGCACCAACCGUUCCUCCCGGAUGCACCUCAGACUUCGAUUGUAUCGAGACCAAAGUUUGCUAUGACCGGGACUGCAAGGACCCGUGUGGUCUUGCCAAUCCCUGUGCGGCCAAGGCCACUUGCACUACAGUCUCGCAUCGUCCCGUGUGCACCUGCAAUCCGGGUUACUCGGGAAAUCCUUAUGUUUUCUGCGGAGUUGACAAUUUAUCUACGGGAUGCCGUGGCGAUGGUGACUGUCCAUCAACACAAGCUUGUAUUAACAACGACUGUCGGUACCCCUGCGAAGAUGACCCCUGUGGAAUAAAUGCCGAGUGUAUCAACAGUGAGCAUAGUGCCCAAUGCAGGUGCCGCAACGGCUUCCAGGGUGAUCCGCUUAAAGGAUGCACUCCCGAGUGCUACAGCGGGCAGUGCGUGAGCCCAUGCCGGCCCGCCAGCAACCCCUGCCCACAGUCCGCGACCUGCCUUGCCCUCAACCACGCCGCCACGUGCAUGUGCCCCCCUGGUCAUACGGGAAUCCCCCUGCAGGGCUGCUCCCCACUCCCCCUCUGCGGCUUCAACUCCGAGUGUCCUCUUGACAAGGCCUGCAUUGAGCGGGUGUGCGCUGACCCAUGUGAGACCGCCCCGUGCCCACAGGGGUCCGUGUGCACCGUAGAGACUCACAGACCAGUGUGCCUGUGUCCCCCCGGGUUCACAGGAGACCCCAGAGUGGGAUGCAGCCGCAGCGGCUGCGAGGGAGACUCUGAUUGUCCCGGUGGGAGGGUGUGCCGUGGCGGGCGGUGCGUGGACCCGUGCACGGACUGCGGGCAAGGGGCGCUGUGCCAGCUGUCCGGCUCCACGGCUCUCUGCCUCUGCCCCGAGGGCUUCACAGGAAACCCAAGUGUUGCUUGCAGCCCAAUCCCCGGCUACUGCUCCUCGGACAUCGAGUGCCAGCUUCAGGAGGCGUGUGUGCGGGGGGAGUGCCGCGACCCCUGCACAACAGUGCCUCCGCCGUGUGGCGUGGGGGCUCGCUGCCGCGUCAUAAACCACCGCACCAUCUGCCAGUGCCCAGACGGGUACGAGGGAGACCCCCGCGACCUGUGCUCCCCAGCGAGCACCCCGCAGCCGGGAUGCCAGUACAACGAGGACUGCCCAUCAAACAGGGCUUGCGACCGGCUCUCGCGCAGGUGCAUCGACCCCUGCGACGAGGACGCCUGCGCCCCCACGGCCUUCUGCCAAGCCGUCGACCACCAGGCCAGGUGCGAGUGCCCGGCGGGAUACAGCGGCAACCCUUACAUCGAGUGUGCUGUCCCUUCUGAACUAACCCGGGCGCCCCCCACCCUCUCCCCUCCCCCUUGCUUACAACCUGUAGAGGCCUGCACCAGCAAUGACACGUGCCCCCCCGGGACGUCGUGCAUGUACGGCCAGUGCGCGGAACCGUGCUCAGCGAUCCGGUGCCCGCCAGGGAAGGUUUGCCGUGCCCAGGGGCGGGGCGCCGAGUGCGUGUGCCCCACGGGCCUCGCUGGAGACAACUGUGACCAGAUAUCCUCUGGCGGUUGCUCUGUCGACACCUCGUGCCCGCCCGACGAGGCUUGCAUCUCGGGCACGUGCCUUGACCCGUGCCUGGUGAAGAACCCGUGCGCUGCGGAUGCCUUGUGCACGGUGGCGCAGCACAGCCCCGUCUGCACGUGUCCGCCGGGCCAGUUCGGGGACCCCUACGUCGUCUGCGGACUCACAAAAGUGUGCCGAAAUCUCUCAUGUGAAAGCUACCUCGGGCACUUCGCACUCCGGAGCGAGCCUGAGCACUCUCCUGGGCCCUUCCAUUCACUAACACCCGCCCUCGUUCCCGCAGCCCUUGGGUGCCGCGACAACAGCGCCUGCCCGCCCACGCAGGCCUGCAUUAACAACCAGUGCCAGGACCCGUGCCGCUGCGGUCGCAACGCCGUGUGCGAGGUCACGCAGCAUCGUGCCACGUGCCGCUGCCCACCAGGGUACCAGGGUGACCCCCUCAGGAAUUGCCAAGUGCCCAUCAACCCAUGCGACUCCGACCCGUGCGGCGAUGGCGCCCUCUGCGAGCUAGACAACGGCAACCCCAUCUGCGUGUGUCCGAAAGGCACCACCGGCAACCCGUUCGAGAAGUGCAUUCCUGAAGGCAAGGACUGCGAGCCGAACCCAUGCGGCCCCAACUCGGGCUGUCGUGUGGUCGGCGGCGCCCCCGUCUGCUUCUGCCUGCCGGAGUUCAUCGGGAACCCCCCGAGCGUGGCGUGCAGCCCCCCCUCCAAUCCGUGCGACCCCUCCCCGUGCGGCCCCAACACGGAGUGCAACAUCGUGAACGGCUUCCACCGGUGCACGUGCCGUCCCGGCUACGUGGGCAACCCCAACACCAUCCGGGGCUGCGAGCCGCCCGUCAACCCCUGCGUGCCGUCCCCGUGCGGUCAGGGCGCCCUCUGCGACCCCAACAGGAAGCCCUUCUGCUACUGCCGCCCCGGCCUCAUCGGCGACCCCUACACUGGCUGCAGAGUGCCGCCCCCCAGCUGCAGUCCCGGCGUGUGCGGGCAGAAUGCCGAGUGCUACGUGCGCGGCGAUAAGCUGCAAUGCCGCUGUCUCGAGGGCUAUAGAGGUGACCCGAAGGUGCGGUGCGAGUCGCAGCCCGACAACCCGUGCGAGCCCUCCCCGUGCGGGCCCAACACGCUGUGCUCGGUGUCGCCCGGCAACCGCCCCAUCUGCGCCUGCUCCCCCGGCUUCUUCGGCGAGGCACUCUCGUUCCAGGGCUGCAAGCCGGAGUGCACCGUCGACACGGAAUGCAGCGACGACCUGGCGUGCAUCAACACCAAGUGCGUGGACCCGUGCCCGGGCGCCUGCGGCAUCAACUCGCUCUGCGAGGUGAACACCCACCGGCCGGUCUGCUUCUGCCCCGCCGGCUUCAUGGGCAACCCCUACAUCAGGUGCGAGGAGAAGUCGGAGCCCAUCCCGCCCAAGGUGGAUGAGGAACCCUCCAACCCGUGCGUGCCGCCCCCGUGUGGCGUCAACGCCGAAUGCCGCGUGCAAGGCCAGUCGGCGGUGUGCUCAUGCAUUGGCGACUAUAUCGGUGACCCGAAAGACAGAUGCAGGCCGCAGUGCGUUACCAACGCCGACUGCGCCGAUGACAAGGCCUGCAUCGACCAGAAGUGCCGCGACCCGUGCCCGGGGCUCUGCGGGGUCAAUGCCGAAUGCGAGGUCGUCAACCACAAUCCCAUCUGCUUCUGCCCCAAGGACCUCACCGGCGACCCCUUCAGGUUCUGCUUGGAGAAACCGCUGCCUCCGCGCCCGCCCCCCUGCCAGCCGAACCCAUGCGGGCCCAACUCCGAGUGCCGCCCGAGUGCGGACGACAAACCCGUCUGCUCGUGCCAGCCCGGCUUCUUCGGCUCCCCGUGCCGCCCCGAGUGUACCAUCAACCCCGACUGCCCGAUGACCCGCGCCUGCAUCAACUACAAGUGCGUGGACCCGUGCCAGGGCUCCUGCGGCAUCAACGCAAAGUGCUCCGUGGUCGCGCACAACCCCGUGUGCAGAUGUCCCGACGGCCUCACCGGAGAUCCGUUCAGCCGCUGCUUCGAGAAAGUGCCUAUAGUCCCUGGCCUGGAGACGACCCCCCUCCCCCCCGCGGCCCCCUGCACCCCCUCGUGCGGUGCCAACGCCGAGUGCCAAGUGGUGGGAGGGAAGGGCACUUGCGCCUGCCUUUCCGGCUUUUACGGCCGCCCAGAGCUCGGCUGCACGCCCGAAUGCAUCACCAACCCCGACUGCGUGCCGUCUCGUGCCUGCAUCAAUCAGCGCUGCGUGGACCCUUGCGCUGGCUCGUGCGGCGUGCAGGCCGAGUGUCGCGUCCUGAACCACAACCCCAUUUGCUCGUGUCCUCGGGGAUACGUCGGGGAUCCUUUCAGGGCGUGUCAUCCUGCUCCUCCUAAACCUGUGUUACCCCAGACACCUGUGACUCCGUGCCUCCCCGACCCGUGCGGGGACAACGCACGGUGCACAGCGUCAGGCACGGUGGCGUACUGCACGUGUCUCCCCGGAUUCUUUGGAGAUGCGCGCGUGCAGUGCCGCCCCGAGUGCCUGGUGAGCAGUGACUGCCCGCUCACGCUGUCGUGCAUCAGCCAGAAAUGCAGAGACCCGUGCCCUGGCACGUGCGGCAACAACGCCCUCUGCUCUGUCGUCAGCCACAACCCCGUGUGCGUGUGUCCCGAAGGCUACAUGGGUGACCCCUUCACCGAGUGCCGCGUCAGACCGCUGCCACCGGUCCAACCGGAGGCGGUGAUCAACCCGUGCGUGCCCGACCCAUGUGGCGCCAAUGCCGAGUGCCGCGUGCAGGGCACCGUGGCCGUGUGCGAGUGCCGUCCGGGCACCUUCGGCAACCCCAACCAGCCGUCGGGAUGUCGCUACGAGUGCGUCGCCAAUGCCGACUGCCCGAUGGACAGUGCGUGCAUCAACCGGCGCUGCGUGGACCCGUGCGCGGGCACGUGCGGCCUCCAGGCGCUGUGCGACGUGGUGGCUCAUAACCCCAUCUGCAGGUGUCCCGCCGGCUACACCGGCGACCCUAUCUAUCGGUGCACCCUGAUCGAAUUGGUAGUGACGCCGGAGGCCGAGACGCCGUCUAGCCCGCCGCAGGACCCGUGCGCCGGCUCGCCCUGCGGCCCUGCGGCGGUGUGCUCCAGCGACCGCGACCGCUUCUCCUGCUCCUGCCAGCCCGGCUACUUCGGCAACCCGUACGAAGGCUGCCGCCCCGAGUGCUCCGUCAACUCCGACUGCCCUCCGAGCCGUGCAUGCAUCAACAACAAGUGCGUGAACCCGUGUCCGGGUUCGUGCGGCCUCAACGCCGACUGCCGAGUGCUCAGCCACCAGCCCAGCUGCUACUGCCCGCCGGGCUACACGGGCAACCCGUACUCGCGCUGCUUCAUCGACCGACCCGAUCCAGAGCCCAAGCCGUUACCGGAGAACCCAUGUCAACCCAGCCCGUGCGGAGCGAAUGCUGAGUGCCGGGUCGUAGCUGGCAGGGCGCAGUGUUCCUGUCUCUCUGGUUUCCUCGGUUUCCCUCCGUCCUGCCGCCCCGAGUGCUUGCUUAACUCCGACUGCCCUCUGGCUCUGGCCUGCAACAGACAGAAGUGCCGCGACCCGUGUGUGGGCGUGUGCGGGGUCAACGCAGAGUGUGAGGUCGUCAACCACAACCCCAUCUGCUUCUGCCCCAAGGACCUCACCGGCGAUCCCUUCGUCAGAUGCGUCAAACGUAAGUCUGUCCGCCGUAGAAUUGUCACUACGGACCCUAAAAGGGUGUGUCAUCGUGUGUCUGUGUGCGUGCGUGUCCGUGUGUGUGCUGAUGGCAAGAUGCUAAAGGUUGUUGGUGUUGCAUUCGCAGCGGCGCCGAAACCCCCGAUGACGAGCCCUUGCUCACCAUCCCCGUGCGGGACGAACGCCCUGUGCCGCAGCGUCGGGGCCCGCGCCGAGUGCUCAUGUCCCCCCGAGCUGCGAGGAAACCCCUUCGUCAGGUGUUCCCCCGAAUGUGAAACGGACAACAUGUGCCCGAACAACCGCGCGUGUGUACGACGGAGGUGCGUGGACCCGUGUCCAGGGGCAUGUGGUCUGCUGGCCACAUGCCAGGUCCUCCAGCACCGCCCCGUCUGCGCGUGCCCCGAAGGGCUGAUGGGAGACCCCUACUCUGCUUGCCGACCAACCCCAACCCCCAUUCAAUCCGUAGACAAGUCGCCCUGCUCGAGCGGCCAGUGCGGAGACAACACUGAUUGCCGCGAGGUGGGUGGGGCGGCCGUGUGCACGUGCAAGCCCGGCCUCGAGGGCGACCCGUACCUCGGGUGCCGCCCCGAGUGCGUUAUCCCAGGGGACUGCCCACGCCACCUCACCUGCCGCGGCCACAGGUGCGUGGACCCGUGCCCAGGGACCUGCGCAGACGACGCCGUGUGCCAGGUGAUCCUCCACCGGCCUCGGUGCUCCUGUCCUCCCGGAUUCACCGGCGACGCCUACUCCCAGUGCUACAGGCCCUCUUCCACGUCUGUGGCGACGUCGCCCUGCUCGCCCUCGCCGUGUUUGCCCUGGGAGGUGUGCACAGUACAGGGCGCGGCCGCGCUUUGCCUGCAGUGCGUGGUCAGUAACGACUGCCCGGCGCACCAGGCGUGCGUGGCCCACCGUUGCAGCGACCCGUGCCCGGGUGUGUGCGGUCCAGGGGCGCAGUGCGUGGUGGUGGCCCACAGCCCCGUCUGUCGGUGUGACCCCGGCCUGCUGGGAGAUCCCUACAGGCGGUGCUCACGGCCCUCUCGCCCUGUGUCUCCGCCCCCGCAGCCUGUGCCGUGCGUGCCCAGUCCGUGCGGCACCAACGCUCGGUGCCAGGUCAAGCUGGACCGGGAGGUGUGCGAGUGCGCUCCCGGCUACUUCGGCAACCCGUACCUAGGGUGCCGGCCCGAGUGCGUGGUGCACACAGACUGUGCCGUGCGGCUGGCGUGCGUGCGGCAACGCUGCGUGAACCCGUGUCCGGGCUCUUGCUCGCCAGAGGCCGAGUGCACCGUGGUGAACCAUCGGCCUGUGUGCACCUGUCCCGUGGGCUACACCGGGGACCCGCUCACCCGGUGCCGCCCCGCGCCGCAGCUGCCACCGACGGCCACCAACGAGUUGAGCGACCCGUGCGCCCCCGGGCCGUGCGGCGCCAACACGCAGUGCCGCGUGACUGAGGGCUUCCCCGUGUGCGCCUGCCUCCCCGGCCUGGUCGGCAACCCCUAUCUAGGGUGCCGGCCGGAGUGCCAGCGGGACAUGGACUGCAGUCUGGACCGCUCAUGCGUGGGCCAGCGAUGUGUGGAUCCGUGCCCCGGCACAUGUGGCCGCCGCGCCUCGUGCAUGGUGGUCAUGCAUCGACCCCAGUGUGCCUGCAACGAAGGCUACUCCGGCGACCCUUACUCUGCAUGUUUUCUCUUUACACCUCCCCCAGUUCCCUCCCCCGCCUCCGCCUGUGACUUGUCUCCCUGCGGGCCCUUCUCGGAGUGCCGCGACGUGGGCGGCAUCCCCCGCUGCUCCUGCGCCCCGACCUACGUUGGCACCCCGCCCCUGUGCCGCCCCGAAUGCGUUGUAAACUCCGAGUGUCAAGCAAACCGUGCUUGCGUCAACCGGAGGUGCGUGAACCCGUGUACCGAGGCGUGCGGCGUGGACGCGGAGUGCCGUGUGAUCAACCACAAUCCCGUCUGUUCCUGCCGCGCCCAGUACACGGGGGAUCCCCUCUCGAUCUGCUUCCCGGCGCCCAAACCGGUUGCCCCUCCGUCCCUGCCCGUUGUAGACCCUUGUGCAGGCAGUGCAUGUGGAGACAAUGCCGAGUGUUCAGUGAUAAGCAACUACGCAGACUGCAAAUGCAAACCUGACUAUUAUGGUAACCCUUACGUUGCGUGCAAACCCGAGUGUGUUGUAGACUCUGACUGUCCCCGUUAUCUAGACUGUGUCAGGAACAAGUGUAUCGACCCGUGCCCCGGGGCAUGCGGCAUCAAUGCAAUAUGCGACGUGUUGAACCACCAGGCCAUGUGCAACUGCCCGACGGGUUACACGGGAAGCCCCCUCGCGCGCUGCUACCCCGCACAGGAAGUUAUCACUGCUCCGUCGCAGUCCACUCCCUGCGUGCCGUCGCCGUGCGCCGUGAGCGCCGAGUGCCGCGUGGUCGGGGGACGCCCUGUGUGCUCCUGCCUCCCCGGCCUCAAGGGCGACCCUACCCUCUCGUGCCGCCCCGAGUGCAUCACCAACUCCGAGUGCCGCGCUGACCAGGCCUGCGUCAGCCAUAAGUGUGUUGAUCCGUGUGUGGGUGUGUGCGGGCGUCAUGCCACCUGCAGGGUGGUACUGCACGCUCCGGUCUGCUCCUGCGACGCCGGGUUCAUCGGCGACCCCUACUCGCGGUGCCAGCCCGUGUCCUCUACGCUGGAGCCCACGCCGCCACGAAACCCGUGUUCAGGCGACCCGUGCGGCCCGAACGCCGUCUGUCGCGAGAUCAAUCUGCAGCGGGUGUGCACCUGCCUGGCCGGCUUCGUGGGCAACCCGCCCGCGUGCCGCCCAGAGUGUCUGGUGCACCCCGAGUGCCCCCCGCUCCUCGCCUGCCUCAAGAACCGCUGCGUGGAUCCCUGCAAGGGCACGUGCGGCAUCAACGCCGAGUGCCGCGUCAUCAACCACAACCCGAUUUGCAGCUGCCUCGGCGGCUUCACGGGCGACCCUUUCGUCAGGUGCACGCCCUCACCGAUCGCCCAGCCCACGCCUCCGCCCGUGGUGAGGCCUCCCAUCACGCCCACCACACCGACCCCCACUACGCCCAAGCCGAUCGCCGGCACGCCCCCGCCCAUCCAGAACCCGACGAUUAUCCCGACGGCGGUGGACCCUGAGAGUGCGCUGCCGCCCAUCGUGGAGUUCCCCAAGCCUCCCGCACCACCUAAGGACCCCUGCGUGCCUGACCCCUGCGGCUCCAAUAGCUUCUGCCGCCAGAGCGGCGACCGCCACAUCUGCGAGUGUCGGGAGGGCUACUUCGGCAACCCCGAGAUCGGCUGUGGACCCGAAUGCGUGCUCAGCACCGACUGCGCCAGCGGAUUCACGUGCGUCCGCCAGAAGUGCAUCGACCCCUGCCCGACCGCAUGCGGCCACGGGGCUCAGUGCACCGUCGUCAACCAUAGGGUCGUGUGUUCCUGCCCAGCGGGUCUUCAGGGCGACCCUUACACACAGUGCAUUGUCAGUCCCAUCGCCGGAACCACACCGUCCCCCACCCCGAUGCAGCCCACGGCCAAGACCCCGUGCGAGCCCAACCCGUGCGGCCAGAACGCUGAGUGCCAGCCCGUGGGCCUCGACGAGCGCUGCAACUGCCUCCCGGGCUUCUUCGGCAACCCUUACGACUAUUGCCGCCCAGAGUGUACGUCCGACCCCGAGUGCCCCUCCUACCUGGCGUGCGUGAACCAGAAGUGCAUCGACCCGUGCCCCGGCACCUGUGGGAUCAAUGCCGAAUGUCAGGUAGUCAUCCACGCCCCCAUGUGCUACUGCGAGCCGGGUUAUGUUGGUGACCCUUACCAGUCAUGUCGCCCUGAGCCAAUCGCGCCGCCACGCCCCGUGGACCCGUGCAACCCCAGCCCGUGCGGCCCCAACUCCGAGUGCCGCACCGUCGGGGACCGGCCCGUGUGUGAAUGUCUGACUGGAUAUUUCGGCAACCCACCUGAUUGUCGACCCGAGUGUAUAGUCAAUUCUGAUUGCCCCAUCAUAAUGGCAUGCGUCAACAAGAAGUGUCGUGACCCGUGCGCGGGCGCGUGCGGAACGGACGCCCUGUGUGAGGUGGUCAACCACAACCCCGUUUGCUACUGCCGCCAGGACAUGACGGGCGACCCCUUCAUCCGCUGUUUCACGCGACCCAUCGAUCCAACCAGUCCUAAGCCCCACGAGCCAUCAGACCCGUGCGCUUCCACCAAGUGUGGGUUGAACGCCGACUGCUCCUUCGUGGGAGGUCAGGCGGUGUGCAAAUGCCAGGGUAAUUUGCUAGGCAACCCGUACCAGGCGUGCCGCCAUCAGUGUACGGUCAACUCGGACUGCCCUUCCAACAAGGCAUGUUCUCGCAAUGAGUGCGUUGACCCGUGCAUCGGGGCGUGCGGCAUCAACGCCGAUUGCCACGUGUCGCGGCACCGCCCUGUGUGCACUUGUCCUCACGACCUCACAGGGAGACCCCUUCUCUCGCUGUGUCCUCCCACCCCUGUCCCCGACGACCCCUGUUCGCCCUCUCCGUGCGGCCUCAAUGCCGAGUGCAAGCGCAGGGGCACCGCGUCCUACGACUGCAAGUGCAUCAGGGACUACUUCGGCGACCCCUACACGGAGUGCCGGCCCGAGUGCGUGGUCAACACCGACUGCCCGAGUGACAUGGCGUGUCGUAACCUCAGGUGCAUCGACCCGUGUCCUGGCACCUGUGGUAUCAACGCCCAGUGCAACACGGUCAACCAUAAGCCCGGGUGCACGUGUCUGCCCGGCUUUGAAGGCAAUGCCUAUGAGAGGUGCCAAGUCAAGGCAGUUACGCCCUCAUCACCGACGGCCGACCCCUGUUCACCCAACCCGUGCGGGCCGUUCUCAUCCUGCCGCGUGGUGAGGAAGCGGCCCGUGUGCGAGUGUCUGCCAGGUUACUAUGGCGCCCCUACUAACUGCCAUCCUGAGUGCACUACCAACCCCGACUGCCCCAAGUACCUAGCGUGUGUCAAUGAGGACUGCGUGGACCCGUGUGUUGGUACCUGCGGCGUUUCUGCGGACUGCCAGGUGGUUAAUCAUAACCCCACCUGUACAUGUCCCAGAGGCUACGAGGGGGAUCCAUACAUUCAGUGUCGUCUGGUUGAGUUAACGUCGAAGUCUCCUGUCCCAGACACCCCUACAACUAUCUCUACGCCCACCGUUUCGACCAUUGCUACACCAGCACGCCCAUGUGCCUCUGAGCCUUGUGGCCGGAACGCUUUAUGUAAACCUUUGGGCGAAUACUUCGAGUGUACAUGCCCGACAGGCAUGUUUGGUAACCCAUACGUGGAGUGCCGAUAUGAAUGCGUUGUAGACUCUGACUGUGCUAGAAACAGGGCUUGUGAACGAAAUAAGUGCAUUGACCCUUGCGUGGGCGUGUGUGGAGAAAGAACAGAGUGCCACGUGAUCAUGCACAGGCCUGUGUGUACAUGUAUACCCGGGUUAACGGGUGAUGCCUACACAGCAUGUAACCCUGUGAAAGUGACAACUGUGCUCCCCCCACCACUGCCACAGCGAGAGGAACCGUGCCAGCAAACCACCUGUGGCUCCCUGGCUGAGUGCUAUGAGGAGCAUGGACGGCCAGUGUGUCAUUGCAUUGAAGGUUUUGUGGGUGACCCAUAUGUAGCAUGUCGCCCUCACUGCACUGCAGAUUCGCAUUGUGCUUCUGGCCUUGCAUGUGUCAAUGACAAGUGCAUUGACCCAUGUCCAGGUACAUGUGGCAUUAAUGCUGAGUGUAUAGUGCCAAAUCAUGUCCCUAUUUGCACGUGCCCACCUGGUUACACAGGCAGUGCAUAUCAGCGUUGCUUCCCAAAACCGGAUACAUCCUCGGAGUCUGGUGAGGACCUGUGUGAAGUGUGUGGGUCCAAUGCAGAGUGUCGUGAAGUGGAUGGCCGUCCGGUGUGCACUUGCCUACCUGGAUUUCUUGGUGCACCACCAAACUGCCACCCAGAGUGUAUCGUCAAUCGUGACUGUUCCACAGUACAAGCAUGCAAUAAACAAAAGUGUGUUGACCCAUGCAUUGGAGUUUGUGGCACGAAUGCAGAUUGCCGUGUCCUCAAUCAUUCUCCUGUGUGUACCUGUCUUCCAGGUUACACUGGUGAACCAUUCGUCAGGUGCACUCGUUUGCCUGUUGCCCAACCAACUCCUCCUCCUGUUACGGAACGUCCUGAUCCAUGCCGUGAGGGAACUUGUGGUCCCAAUGCCAACUGCCGUGUGCAGGGAACUCGUGGCAUCUGCACCUGCAUUGAAGGCUACUUUGGUAACCCGUAUGUACAAUGUCGCCCUGAGUGUGUCAUCAACUCUCAGUGUCCUCAGUACUUGGCUUGCAACAACCAGCGGUGUGUUGAUCCUUGUCCAGGUACCUGUGGCAUUGAUGCCAUCUGUGAGGUUGUCAACCACAAUCCAUUGUGCUCAUGCCCUCGCAGCAUGACAGGCGAUCCCUUCGUUCGCUGUGAACCGAUCCGUGCUCCUCCUGAUCCAUGCAUCCCUACUCCAUGUGGACCAUACACCAAAUGUCAAGUUGUGAAAGACAGAGCAGUGUGUUCUUGCCUUCCUGGCUACUUUGGAAACCCAGACCUUGGAUGCAAGACAGAGUGUACCAUCAACUCUGAUUGCCCUCUGAGUAAUGCAUGCAUUAACAGGAAAUGUGUUGAUCCAUGCAUUGGAGUGUGUGGUAAUCAGGCUGAGUGUGUUGUGGUCAGCCACAACCCAUUGUGUAGCUGCCCUGAUGGUUUCAUUGGCGAUCCUCUUGUUUCCUGUAAACCAAAGUCUGUUGUUCCAGUUGAUCCAUGUAACCCCAACCCCUGUGGAAUCAAUGCUAAUUGUGAAGUCAAGAAUAACCGAGCAUUCUGUACUUGCUUCCCUGGAUACUUUGGUAACCCAGAUGUGGAGUGUAGACCUGAGUGCAUCAUCAAUUCUGACUGCCCCCGAUACCUGGCAUGUGCUAAUCAGAAAUGUAUUGAUCCAUGCCCAGGCUCCUGUGGCAUCAAUGCACUCUGUGAUGUUAUCAACCAUAAUGCCAUGUGCAGCUGUCCACGUGGUUACAACGGCGACCCAUACGUCGAGUGCAGAGUUGCACCACCACCGCCCGUCAAGUGCUCCCCGAAUGCAUGUGGCUUUAACACUGAAUGUAGAGUUACUAAUGGUUUUCCUAUAUGCUAUUGCCUCCCCAGCUACACGGGCGACCCUUACAAAGGGUGCUCACCCACUACCACACCUCCCCCCCCGCUAGUAGCUAUCCCAGGCUCCUCAACCCCCAUGCCUUUCCAUCCCCCUACUACUCCAUCCUCUCCUCCCCGUCCACCCAUUGAGUGCGAGGCUAACUCACAUUGCUCACCCUCAAGAACGUGUAUCAACCAGCGCUGCGUCGAUCCCUGCACUGCCAGCCUCCCUUGUGCUGUGGGGGCAGAGUGUACUGUCAUCCGCCAUCGCCCUGUGUGCAGAUGUCCAUCAGGCUUCCAGGGAAAUCCACAGAGUGCCUGCACUCCCAUUCCGACUACCCCCAAACCAGACUGUCUUGCUGACCGUGACUGCCCACAGGACAAAGCAUGCGCAGGGAGGCAAUGCGUUGAUCCUUGUCGAUUAGCUAACCCAUGUUCACACUUUGCCGAGUGUACUGUUGUUGGGCAUAUGCCAGACUGUACGUGUAUCUUAGGUUAUGUUGGUAAUGGUUAUUAUUGUGAACUCUCUACUACAACAUCAACAACAUCUGGACCCAUUGCUCACUUCCCCUCUCACACAACCGUCCGCCCUGAAGUCGCUACCCAUCCUCCAAGCCAUGAAGUGGAAUAUGAGUGCACCAGAGAUUUUGAGUGCGAUGAUGAUGAAAUGUGCCAUAACAGAGAAUGUGAACCUGUCUGUAAAGUGUCUAAUCCAUGCACAGGUGACAACACUGCAUGUCGUGGAAUCAAUCAUCGGCCUGUGUGCCAGUGUCUUCCUGGAUUUAUUGGUAACCCAUUCAUUGAAUGCAAGAGACCUUUGCCACCAACACCAUCACCAGAAUGUCUUUCUGACCGAGAAUGCCCAGAUAAUAAGGCUUGUGCUCAAAGAGAAUGCAUAAAUCCAUGCAUCUCAUCAAAUCCAUGUUCGCUAUAUGCAGAAUGUACAACACGGGAACACUUCCCAGUUUGUACAUGUAUUUUAGGUUUUACUGGGAAUGGGUAUUUCUGUGACAGGCUUCCGCCAAUAGUGGAAAUACAAACACUUCCAACAAGUGUCACAAGACCACCUAUUGCAGUGACAACUAACACCCAUAGUCCCAUAGCUGAGUAUCCUACUACAGAGCGUUCUACGCCAAAAACUCCUAGCCCAAGGCCACCAUUCCUGCCACCCCUUCCACCCAUUAGUGUAGGAUGCCAAAGCAAUGAUGACUGCCCAUACAGUAACUCCUGUAUAAACAAACUUUGUGUUGAUGUGUGCCACCAAGGUUACUGUGGCAAGAAUGCAGACUGCUCCAUCAAGUUUGACAUCCCUAUGUGUUCUUGUCCACCUGGGACAUCUGGUGAUCCUUUUAUCGGAUGUAAGGCAAUAGCCACAGAAGCUCCUCCAACCACACUAGCUCCUCUUGCAGGUACACAUAGUCCUCUGCAAGAAAUUCCUUUGAAUCCUGUUUUUGGCCCUACAUCACCUAAACUACCCCCUCUUGCUGCAGCCUCUACCACGAGAAUCCCUGAUACUUUCUUACAGCCUACCACCAUUCAUUCAUUGCCACCACCGAUAACCAUAGGCUGUGAAAGUAAUGAUGAAUGUCCGUAUGAUAACACUUGUAUCAAUAAGCUGUGUGGUGAUGUUUGCAGUCCAUCCUUAUGUGGUGAGGAUGCAGAAUGCUAUACCCUGUCCAACAGACCAUCUUGCUUCUGCCCUCCUGGAACAACAGGUAAUCCUACCAUCAAGUGUACUGCUACACUGACUGAGCGGCCCAGUACUCUUCAUCCACCUGUUGCUGAGACAUUUCCAACACCUCCACAAGAAUCAAUCCAGGCCAUUCCAGGUCCCUCACACACACCACAUCCACCGAUAGCUGAAGUUGGAACUCCAAGACCAAUACCUCCAUUUGAUGAACCGGAGAAACUCCUUCCUCCAAUAAUACCACCUAUUGCAAUUGCUUGUGAGAAUAAUGAUGACUGCACAAUUGAUAACACCUGUUACAAUAAGUUGUGUUAUGAUGUUUGUGCUCUAGGAAUAUGUGGUGAAGAUUCAACCUGUACAAUCACUGUACAUCGUCCAGUAUGUACAUGUCCACCUGGAACAACAGGAAAUCCCACUGACAGGUGUAUUGCACUACUAACAGAACAACCGUCAACAUUCAGUCCAAUAGCAGAAACAAAUGCUCCCAUUAAAGAUGACCCAAUAAUUCCAAGUCCCAUUCAUACUACUUCUAGAAUACCGCUAGUUGACAUUACUACUCAAAGACCGACACCAACUACACUACUUCCUCCAAAGCCACCUACCCCAAGUCCAAUAGUUGUUGGUUGUGAAAGCACAGAUGCAUGUCCAUCAGAUAAUUCUUGCAUCAAUAAGCUGUGCCUCGAUGUCUGUUUCCCAGGAUUUUGUGGUGAAAAUGCAGAAUGUCAGACAGUUCAACACCGACCAAAAUGUAAAUGCCCUCCAGGAACAUCGGGCAAUCCAACAAUUAAGUGUUCUGCAAUAGCAGUUGAUAUUUUACCUCUACCUAUGGCUGAACCUAAGCCUGCUCCACCCUAUGAACAAGUAAUUCCAAUUGCUGGUCCCUCAACCACAGGUUUGCCACCACUAACAGAAGAUGUAACUCGUCCACGCCCAGAUAUAACAGUCACACAACCCAUACCACCGCCAGUUAUACCAUCUAUAAUAAUUGCAUGUGAAAAUAAUGAUGAUUGUGAAAUGAGCAAUUCAUGCAUCAAUAUGCUGUGUUAUGAUGCAUGCAGUCUCAAUUCAUGUGGUGAAGAAGCUGACUGUAAAACAAUUAAUCACCGUCCAGUUUGCAUCUGUCCACCAGGAACUACUGGCGAUCCACAGUUUGGAUGCAAAGCUACAACAACUGAACGAGUAACAACUCUCUCUCCAGUGACUGAUAGACCAGCUCAACCUGAUGAUGUUCCUAUUCAACCUCUUGCUGGUCCAUCAUCUGAACUUCCCAUACCAGUGACAGAACAGCCAACCACAAGGCCACCAGAAACUCCUUUGACAACACACAGACCUGUGCCAACACCUCCCAUGAUUCCCAUUGGUUGUGAGAGCACUGAUGAGUGUCCAUUUGAUAAUUCAUGUGUCAACCGUCUCUGUAUGGACAUUUGUCACCCAGGAUUAUGUGGAGAUAAUGCUGAUUGUCAAACAGUAGGACACAAACCUUCUUGUAUAUGUCCUCCUGGCACUACUGGUAAUCCAACAGAACACUGUGUGGCAUUAGCAACAGAGAGGCCAACAGCAAUUAUCCCCCUUACUGAGAGACCAGUUCCUCCAGCUGAUGCUAACAUUAUUCCUGGAAUAGGACCAUCCAGUACUCCUCUUCCACCACUAGCAGAAACAUCAAUCAGGCCCACUGAACCACCAUUACCUUCAACAACUCCAUCUCCAAUUGUACCACCAAUUGUUAUAGCCUGUGAAAAUAAUGAUGACUGUACUACAGACAACUCCUGCAUCAAUAAUUUAUGCUAUGAUGUGUGCAGUUUAGGUAUUUGUGGAGAUGAUGCUGACUGUAGAAUACGUGAUCAUCGUCCAGUAUGUAGUUGUCCUCCAGGAACCACAGGAGAUCCUACACGUGGAUGCUAUGCAGAGCUCACUGAAAGGCCUCCAUCUCCUCCUUCUCCAAUACCAGAGAUUCGACCACCUGAAGAUGAAGCUACAAUAAGACCCAUUGCAGAAUCAUCAAGUCCUGGUCUUCCUCCUUUGGCAGAACAGCCAGAACCAAGGCCUACUCUACCUCCAAUAACAACACCACCUCCACCACCCACACCAGGUCCAAUACCUGUUGGAUGUGAAACAACAGAUGAAUGUCCAUCUGAUAAUUCUUGUGUGAAUAGACUGUGUCUUGAUGUCUGUUAUCCUGGAAUAUGUGGGAAUAAUGCAGAAUGUCAAACACAUGGACAUCGUCCCUUAUGUACUUGUCCACCAGGAACAACUGGCAAUCCUACCAUCAAGUGCUCAGCAAUGGUUGUUGAUACACCUUCAACGCCAUAUCCUCCUAUUGCUGGUGAGCAACCAAUUCAGCCAGAUUCUCCUAUCAGUCCUAUCUCAGGUUCAUCAACCACUGGACAGCCACCUCUGGCAGAAGAAACAACACGUCCUACACCAAAACCAUUCGUAGUCAGACCUACUCCACCACCUAUUAUCCCUCCUAUUUCCAUUGCUUGUGAAAACAAUGAUGAUUGUGACAUAGGUGACUCGUGUAUCAACAUGCUUUGUUAUGAUGCAUGUAGCCUUAACUUUUGUGGAGAAGAUGCUGACUGUAAAACUAUUGACCAUCGUCCAGUUUGUAUCUGUCCACCAGGAACCAGUGGAAAUCCUCAGAUUGGUUGCAAAGCCACAGUGACUGAAAGAGUAACAACUGUUCCUCCAGUGACUGAUAGACCAGCUCAACCUGAUGAUGUUCCUAUUCAACCUCUUGCUGGUCCAUCAUCUGAACUUCCCAUACCAGUGACAGAACUGCCAACCACAAGGCCACCAGAAACUCCUUUGACAACACACAGACCUGUGCCAACACCUCCCAUGAUUCCCAUUGGUUGUGAGAGCACUGAUGAUUGUCCAUUUGAUAAUUCAUGUGUCAACCGUCUCUGCAUGGAUGUUUGUCACCCAGGAUUAUGUGGAGAAAAUGCUGACUGUCAAACAGUAGGACAUAAACCUUCUUGUAUAUGUCCUCCUGGCACUACUGGUAAUCCAACAGAACACUGUGUGGCAUUAGCAACAGAGAGGCCAACAACAAUUAUCCCCCUUACUGAGAGACCAGUUCCUCCAGCUGAUGCUAACAUUAUUCCUGGAAUAGGACCAUCCAGUACUCCUCUUCCACCACUAGCAGAAACAUCAAUCAGGCCCACUGAACCACCAUUACCUUCAACAACUCCAUCUCCCAUUGUACCACCAAUUGUUAUAGCCUGUGAAAAUAAUGAUGACUGUACUACAGACAACUCCUGCAUCAAUAAUUUAUGCUAUGAUGUGUGCAGUUUAGGUAUUUGUGGAGAUGAUGCUGACUGUAGAAUACGUGAUCAUCGUCCAGUAUGUAGUUGUCCUCCAGGAACCACAGGAGAUCCUACACGUGGAUGCUAUGCAGAGCUCACUGAAAGGCCUCCAUCUCCUCCUUCUCCAAUACCAGAGAUUCGACCACCUGAAGAUGAAGCUACAAUAAGACCCAUUGCAGAGUCAUCAAGCCCUGGUCUUCCUCCUUUGGCAGAACAGCCAGAACCAAGGCCUACUCUACCUCCAAUAACAACACCACCUCCACCACCCACACCAGGUCCCAUACCUGUUGGAUGUGAAACAACAGAUGAAUGUCCAUCUGAUAAUUCUUGUGUGAAUAGACUGUGUCUUGAUGUCUGUUAUCCUGGAAUAUGUGGGAAUAAUGCAGAAUGUCAAACACAUGGACAUCGUCCCUUAUGUACUUGUCCACCAGGAACAACUGGCAAUCCUACCAUCAAGUGCUCAGCAAUGGUUGUUGAUACACCUUCAACGCCAUAUCCUCCUAUUGCUGGUGAGCAACCACUUCGGCCAGAUUCUCCUAUCAGUCCUAUCUCAGGUUCAUCAACCACUGGACAGCCACCUCUGGCAGAAGAAACAACACGUCCUACACCAAAACCAUUCGUAGUCAGACCUACUCCACCACCUAUUAUCCCUCCUAUUUCCAUUGCUUGUGAAAAUAAUGAUGAUUGUGACAUAGGUGACUCGUGUAUCAAUAUGCUUUGUUAUGAUGCAUGUAGCCUUAACUUUUGUGGAGAAGAUGCUGACUGUAAAACAAUUGACCAUCGUCCAGUUUGUAUCUGUCCACCAGGAACCAGUGGAAAUCCUCAGAUUGGUUGCAAAGCUACAGUGACUGAAAGAGUAACAACUGUUCCUCCAGUGACUGAUAGACCAGCUCAACCUGAUGAUGUUCCUAUUCAACCUCUUGCUGGUCCAUCAUCUGAACUUCCCAUACCAGUGGCAGAACAGCCAACCACAAGGCCACCAGAAACUCCUUUGACAACACACAGACCUGUGCCAACACCUCCCAUGAUUCCCAUUGGUUGUGAGAGCACUGAUGAUUGUCCAUUUGAUAAUUCAUGUGUCAACCGUCUCUGCAUGGAUGUUUGUCACCCAGGAUUAUGUGGAGAAAAUGCUGACUGUCAAACAGUGGGACAUAAACCUUCUUGUAUAUGUCCUCCUGGCACUACUGGUAAUCCAACAGAACACUGUGUGGCAUUAGUAACAGAGAGGCCAACAACAAUUAUCCCCCUUACUGAGAGACCAGUUCCUCCAGCCGAUGCUAACAUUAUUCCUGGAAUAGGACCAUCCAGUACUCCUCUUCCACCACUAGCAGAAACAUCAAUCAGGCCCACUGAACCACCAUUACCUUCAACAACUCCAUCUCCCAUUGUACCGCCAAUUGUUAUAGCCUGUGAAAAUAAUGAUGACUGUACUACAGACAACUCCUGCAUCAAUAAUUUAUGCUAUGAUGUGUGCAGUUUAGGUAUUUGUGGAGAUGAUGCUGACUGUAGAAUACGUGAUCAUCGUCCAGUAUGUAGUUGUCCUCCAGGAACCACAGGAGAUCCUACACGUGGAUGCUAUGCAGAGCUCACUGAAAGGCCUCCAUCUCCUCCUUCUCCAAUACCAGAGAUUCGACCACCUGAAGAUGAAGCUACAAUAAGACCCAUUGCAGAAUCAUCAAGCCCUGGUCUUCCUCCUUUGGCAGAACAGCCAGGACCAAGGCCUACUCUACCUCCAAUAACAACACCACCUCCACCACCCACACCAGGUCCCAUACCUGUUGGAUGUGAAACAACAGAUGAAUGUCCAUCUGAUAACUCUUGUGUGAAUAGACUGUGUCUUGAUGUCUGUUAUCCUGGAAUAUGUGGGAAUAAUGCAGAAUGUCAAACACAUGGACAUCGUCCCUUAUGUACUUGUCCACCAGGAACAACUGGUAAUCCUACCAUCAAGUGCUCAGCAAUGGUUGUUGAUACACCUUCAACGCCAUAUCCUCCUAUUGCUGGUGAGCAACCAAUUCAGCCAGAUUCUCCUAUCAGUCCUAUCUCAGGUUCAUCAACCACUGGACAGCCACCUCUGGCAGAAGAAACAACACGUCCUACACCAAAACCAUUCGUAGUCAGACCUACUCCACCACCUAUUAUCCCUCUUAUUUCCAUUGCUUGUGAAAACAAUGAUGAUUGUGACAUAGGUGACUCGUGUAUCAAUAUGCUUUGUUAUGAUGCAUGCAGCCUUAACUUUUGUGGAGAAGAUGCUGACUGUAAAACAAUUGACCAUCGUCCAGUUUGUAUCUGUCCACCAGGAACCAGUGGAAAUCCUCAGAUUGGUUGCAAAGCUACAGUGACUGAAAGAGUAACAACUGUUCCUCCAGUGACUGAUAGACCAGCUCAACCUGAUGAUGUUCCUAUUCAACCUCUUGCUGGUCCAUCAUCUGAACUUCCCAUACCAGUGACAGAACAGCCAACCACAAGGCCACCAGAAACUCCUUUGACAACACACAGACCUGUGCCAACACCUCCCAUGAUUCCCAUUGGUUGUGAGAGCACUGAUGAUUGUCCAUUUGAUAAUUCAUGUGUCAACCGUCUCUGCAUGGAUGUUUGUCACCCAGGAUUAUGUGGAGAAAAUGCUGACUGCCAGACGGUGGGACAUAAACCUUCUUGUCUGUGUCCUCCUGGCACUACUGGUAAUCCAACUGAACAUUGUGUGGCAAUAGGAACAGAGAGGCCAACAACAGUUAUCCCCCUUACUGUGAGACCAGUUCCUCCAGCUGAUGCUAACAUUAUUCCUGGAAUAGGACCAUCCAGUACUCCUCUUCCACCACUAGCAGAAACAUCAAUCAGGCCCACUGAACCACCAUUACCUUCAACAACUCCAUCUCCCAUUGUACCACCAAUUGUUAUAGCCUGUGAAAAUAAUGAUGACUGUACUACAGACAACUCCUGCAUCAAUAAUUUAUGCUAUGAUGUGUGCAGUUUAGGUAUUUGUGGAGAUGAUGCUGACUGUAGAAUACGUGAUCAUCGUCCAGUAUGUAGUUGUCCUCCAGGAACCACAGGAGAUCCUACACGUGGAUGCUAUGCAGAGCUCACUGAAAGGCCUCCAUCUCCUCCUUCUCCAAUACCAGAGAUUCGACCACCUGAAGAUGAAGCUACAAUAAGACCCAUUGCAGAAUCAUCAAGCCCUGGUCUUCCUCCUUUGGCAGAACAGCCAGAACCAAGGCCUACACUACCUCCAAUAACAACACCACCUCCACCACCCACACCAGGUCCCAUACCUGUUGGAUGUGAAACAACAGAUGAUUGUCCAUCUGAUAAUUCUUGUGUGAAUAGACUGUGUCUUGAUGUCUGUUAUCCUGGAAUAUGUGGGAAUAAUGCAGAAUGUCAAACACAUGGACAUCGUCCCCUAUGUACUUGUCCACCAGGAACAACUGGUAAUCCUACCAUCAAGUGCUCAGCAAUGGUUGUUGAUACACCUUCAACGCCAUAUCCUCCUAUUGCUGGUGAGCAACCACUUCGGCCAGAUUCUCCUAUCAGUCCUAUCUCAGGUUCAUCAACCACUGGACAGCCACCUCUGGCAGAAGAAACAACACGUCCUACACCAAAACCAUUCGUAGUCAGACCUACUCCACCACCUAUUAUCCCUCUUAUUUCCAUUGCUUGUGAAAACAAUGAUGAUUGUGACAUAGGUGACUCGUGUAUCAAUAUGCUUUGUUAUGAUGCAUGUAGCCUUAACUUCUGUGGAGAAGAUGCUGACUGUAAAACAAUUGACCAUCGUCCAGUUUGUAUCUGUCCACCAGGAACCAGUGGAAAUCCUCAGAUUGGUUGCAAAGCUACAGUGACUGAAAGAGUAACAACUGUUCCUCCAGUGACUGAUAGACCAGCUCAACCUGAUGAUGUUCCUAUUCAACCUCUUGCUGGUCCAUCAUCUGAACUUCCCAUACCAGUGGCAGAACAGCCAACCACAAGGCCACCAGAACCUACUUUGACAACACACAGACCUGUGCCAACACCUCCCAUGAUUCCCAUUGGUUGUGAGAGCACUGAUGAUUGUCCAUUUGAUAAUUCAUGUGUCAACCGUCUCUGCAUGGAUGUUUGUCACCCAGGAUUAUGUGGAGAUAAUGCUGAUUGUCAAACAGUGGGACAUAAACCUUCUUGUAUAUGUCCUCCUGGCACUACUGGUAAUCCAACAGAACACUGUGUGGCAUUAGUAACAGAGAGGCCAACAACAAUUAUCCCCCUUACUGAGAGACCAGUUCCUCCAGCUGAUGCUAACAUUAUUCCUGGAGUAGGACCAUCCAGUACUCCUCUUCCACCACUAGCAGAAACAUCAAUCAGGCCCACUGAACCACCAUUACCUUCAACAACUCCAUCUCCAAUAGUGCCACCAAUUGUUAUAGCCUGUGAAAAUAAUGAUGACUGUACUACAGACAACUCCUGCAUCAAUAAUUUAUGCUAUGAUGUGUGCAGUUUAGGCAUUUGUGGAGAUGAUGCUGACUGUAAAAUCCAUGAUCAUCGUCCAGUAUGUAGUUGUCCUCCAGGAACCACAGGAGAUCCUACACGUGGAUGCUAUGCAGAGCUCACUGAAAGGCCUCCAUCUCCUCCUUCUCCAAUACCAGAGAUUCGACCACCUGAAGAUGAAGCUACAAUACGACCCAUUGCAGAAUCAUCAAGCCCUGGUCUUCCUCCUUUGGCAGAACAGCCAGAACCAAGGCCUACUCUACCUCCAAUAACAACACCACCUCCACCACCCACACCAGGUCCAAUACCUGUUGGAUGUGAAACAACAGAUGAAUGUCCAUCUGAUAAUUCUUGUAUAAACAGAAUGUGUCUUGAUGUCUGUUAUCCUGGAAUAUGUGGGAAUAAUGCAGAAUGUCAAACACAUGGACAUCGUCCCUUAUGUACUUGUCCACCAGGAACAACUGGCAAUCCUACCAUCAAGUGCUCAGCAGUGGCUUUUGAUACACCUUCAACGCCAUAUCCUCCUAUCGCUGGUGAGCAACCACUUCAGCCAGAUUCUCCUAUCAGUCCUAUCUCAGGUUCAUCAACCACUGGACAGCCACCUCUGGCAGAAGAAACAACACAUCCUGCACCAGAACCAUUACCAGUCAGACCUAUUCCACAACCUGUUAUUCCUCCUAUUUCCAUUGCUUGUGAAAAUAAUGAUGACUGUGACAUAGGUGACUCGUGUAUCAAUAUGCUUUGUUAUGAUGCAUGUAGCCUCAACUUCUGUGGAGAAGAUGCUGACUGUAAAACUAUUGACCAUCGUCCAGUUUGUAUCUGUCCACCAGGAACCAGUGGAAAUCCUCAGAUUGGUUGCAAAGCUACAGUGACUGAAAGAGUAACAACUGUUCCUCCAGUGACUGAUAGACCAGCUCAACCUGAUGAUGUUCCUAUUCAACCUCUUGCUGGUCCAUCAUCUGAACUUCCCAUACCAGUGACAGAACAGCCAACCACAAGGCCACCAGAAACUCCUUUGACAACACACAGACCUGUGCCAACACCUCCCAUGAUUCCCAUUGGUUGUGAGAGCACUGAUGAUUGUCCAUUUGAUAAUUCAUGUGUCAACCGUCUCUGCAUGGAUGUUUGUCACCCAGGAUUAUGUGGAGAUAAUGCUGAUUGUCAAACAGUGGGACAUAAACCUUCUUGUAUAUGUCCUCCUGGCACUACUGGUAAUCCAACAGAACACUGUGUGGCAUUAGUAACAGAGAGGCCAACAACAAUUAUCCCCCUUACUGAGAGACCAGUUCCUCCAGCUGAUGCUAACAUUAUUCCUGGAGUAGGACCAUCCAGUACUCCUCUUCCACCACUAGCAGAAACAUCAAUCAGGCCCACUGAACCACCAUUACCUUCAACAACUCCAUCUCCAAUUGUACCACCAAUUGUUAUAGCCUGUGAAAAUAAUGAUGACUGUACUACAGACAACUCCUGCAUCAAUAAUUUAUGCUAUGAUGUGUGCAGUUUAGGUAUUUGUGGAGAUGAUGCUGACUGUAAAAUCCAUGAUCAUCGUCCAGUGUGUAGUUGUCCUCCAGGAACCACAGGAGAUCCUACACGUGGAUGCUAUGCAGAGCUCACUGAAAGGCCUCCAUCUCCUCCUUCUCCAAUACCAGAGAUUCGACCACCUGAAGAUGAAGCUACAAUAAGACCCAUUGCAGAAUCAUCAAGCCCUGGUCUUCCUCCUUUGGCAGAACAGCCAGAACCAAGGCCUACUCUACCUCCAAUAACAACACCACCUCCACCACCCACACCAGGUCCAAUACCUGUUGGAUGUGAAACAACAGAUGAAUGUCCAUCUGAUAAUUCUUGUAUAAACAGAAUGUGUCUUGAUGUCUGUUAUCCUGGAAUAUGUGGGAAUAAUGCAGGAUGUCAAACACAUGGACAUCGUCCCUUAUGUACUUGUCCACCAGGAACAACUGGCAAUCCUACCAUCAAGUGCUCAGCAGUGGCUUUUGAUACACCUUCAACGCCAUAUCCUCCUAUCGCUGGUGAGCAACCACUUCAGCCAGAUUCUCCUAUCAGUCCUAUCUCAGGUUCAUCAACCACUGGACAGCCACCUCUGGCAGAAGAAACAACACAUCCUGCACCAGAACCAUUACCAGUCAGACCUAUUCCACAACCUGUUAUUCCUCCUAUUUCCAUUGCUUGUGAAAAUAAUGAUGACUGUGACAUAGGUGACUCAUGUAUCAAUAUGCUUUGUUAUGAUGCAUGUAGCCUUAACUUUUGUGGAGAAGAUGCUGACUGUAAAACUAUUGACCAUCGUCCAGUUUGUAUCUGUCCACCAGGAACCAGUGGAAAUCCUCAGAUUGGUUGCAAAGCUACAGUGACUGAAAGGGUAACAACUGUUCCUCCAGUGACUGAUAGACCAGCUCAACCUGAUGAUGUUCCUAUUCAACCUCUUGCUGGUCCAUCAUCUGAACUUCCCAUACCAGUGACAGAACAGCCAACCACAAGGCCACCAGAACCUACUUUGACAACACACAGACCUGUGCCAACACCUCCCAUGAUUCCCAUUGGUUGUGAGAGCACUGAUGAGUGUCCAUUUGAUAAUUCAUGUGUCAACCGUCUCUGCAUGGAUGUUUGUCACCCAGGAUUAUGUGGAGAAAAUGCUGACUGUCAAACAGUGGGACAUAAACCUUCUUGUAUAUGUCCUCCUGGCACUACUGGUAAUCCAACAGAACACUGUGUGGCAUUAGUAACAGAGAGGCCAACAACAAUUAUCCCCCUUACUGAGAGACCAGUUCCUCCAGCUGAUGCUAACAUUAUUCCUGGAAUAGGACCAUCCAGUACUCCUCUUCCACCACUAGCAGAAACAUCAAUCAGGCCCACUGAACCACCAUUACCUUCAACAACUCCAUCUCCCAUUGUACCACCAAUUGUUAUAGCCUGUGAAAAUAAUGAUGACUGUACAACAGACAAUUCAUGUAUUAAUAAUCUCUGUUAUGAUGUGUGCAGUUUAGGCAUUUGUGGAGAAGAUGCUGAAUGUAGGAUUGAUAAUCAUCGUCCAGUAUGUAGUUGUCCUCCAGGAUCCACGGGAGAUCCCACCCGAGGUUGUAAUGCUUUGCUUACUGAAAGGCCUCUUACUACUCUCUCUCCUAUAUCAGAAAUUCGACCACCAAAGGAUGAGGUUUCCAUAACACCUGUUACUGAACCAGCUAGUCCUGGACUCCCUCCACUGGUAGAACAUCCCAAGCCAAGGCCAACACUACCUCCAGUAAAUCCACUUCCACCACCACCUACACCAGGUCCUAUACCUGUAGGAUGUGAGACUACAGAAGAGUGUCCUUCUGACAAUUCCUGUGUAAAUAAACUUUGCUUGAACAUGUGUUAUCCAGGAUUCUGUGGAGAAAAUGCAGACUGUCAGACACAAGCACAUCGACCUAUCUGUAGCUGUCCACCUGGUACUACAGGAAAUCCAACCAUCAAGUGCUCUGCAAUGGUUGUAAAAGAGCCACCAACACUCCAGCCUCCGAUCGCAGAACAGAAACCACAUCCAGAUUUUCCAAUUAGACCAAUUGCAGGUUCCACAACCACUUUGCAGCCACCUUUGAUAGAAGAAACUGUGCGUCCAACACCGGAACCACUUCCACCACGACCUCCACCACCAGCUAUUGUGCCCGCACUACCCAUUGCUUGUGAAAAUAAUGAUGACUGCAAUAUAGAUAACUCCUGUCUGAACAAGCUCUGUUAUGAUGCCUGCACUCUUGGUAUAUGUGGAGAUGAUGCAGAGUGCGAAACUGUAGACCACCGACCUGUAUGUCUUUGUCCAUAUGGAACAACUGGGGAUCCUCAAGUUGGAUGCAAAGCAAUAACAGCAGAAAUGCCUGUAACAAUUUCACCAAUAGUUGAAGAGUCGCAAGUCAGUGAUUUACCCAUUCAUGCCAUCCCAGGCCAAUCUUCAACUCCACAAUCCCCUAUUGCCGAACUACCAACUACACGGCCACCUGAACCUCCCAUGCCUCAGCCUCCGGCAAUACCAACUCCUCCAUCAAAUCCAGUUGGCUGUGAAAGCACUGAUGAUUGUCCAUAUGAAAACAGCUGCAUUAACCGUCUUUGUCUGGAUGUAUGUCAUCCUGGUCUGUGUGGUGACAGUGCUGAUUGCCAGACCAUUGGCCAUAGACCUCUAUGCUUGUGUCCUCCUGGCACUACAGGCAACCCUACAGAGAGCUGCAAGGCAGUUUCUACCGACAGACCUACAACUCUGUCUCCUAUAACAGGCGCCCCAGGAAUAACUCCAGAUCAUCAGAUUGUACCAGGAAUUGGACCAUCAACACCAAUACCACCACCUCUAACUGAAACACCAACCCCAAGACCCCCAUUGCCAACAACUCCAAGACCUCCAUCAGUCCCAGUUGUUCCACCUUUCAUAAUUGCUUGUGCAAAUAAUGACGACUGUACAACCGAUAACUCAUGCAUCAAUAAUCUUUGUUAUGAUGUAUGCAGUCUUGGAGUAUGUGGAGAUGAUGCAGACUGUAAGAUUCAUAAUCAUCGCCCAGUUUGCAGUUGUCCUCCAGGAACCACAGGAGAUCCUUCCUAUGGAUGUCAGGCACUACUUACAGAAAGGCCAUUGGUACCAGCUUCACCCAUUCCAGAAAUAAGUCCAACACAGCCAGGUGAUCCAAUUAGACCCAUAGCUGAACCAACAAGUCCUGGACUUCCUCCUUUGGCUGAACUUCCUUCACCACCUACAACAUUGCCUCCAGUGACUACGCCUCCUCCACCACCCACACCUGGCCCCAUACCUGUAGGAUGUGAAACUUCUGAUGACUGUCCAUCUGAUAAUUCGUGUGUUAACAGACUCUGCCUUGAUGUUUGUUAUCCAGGCCUAUGUGGAGAAAGUGCAGAUUGCCAGACUCAAGGAAAUCGACCUUUGUGUACAUGUCCACCAGGAACCACUGGAAACCCAACUAUCAAGUGUUCAGCAAUGGCCUUCGAAAUGCCACCAAAACCGUAUCCACCACAAGUAGGAGAAAAGCCUUUACAACCAGAUUCUCCAAUCAGUCCCAUUGCAGGUCCUACAACCACAGGACCCCCACCUUUAGUAGAAGAAUCAACUCGUCCUCCACCUGAACCUCUACCACCACGGCCUUUACCACCACCAAUAGUUCCAGCAAUACCCAUUGCAUGUGAAAAUAAUGAUGACUGUGAAGUUGGUGAUUCUUGCAUAAACAUGCUUUGCUAUGAUGUAUGCAGCCUCAAUUCCUGUGGAGAAGAUGCGGAUUGUACAUCUAUCAAUCAUCGGCCAGUUUGUUUAUGCCCACCUGGUACAACAGGCAACCCACAAAUUGGAUGUAAGGCAACCACAACAGAAAAGAUAACAACACUUCCCCCUGUCACAGAUAAACCCCCAAUGCAGCCUGAAAUUACUAUACAUCCUAUAGCAGGUUCAACUUCAACACUGCCAGCUCCAGUGGCAGAAGAACCAACAACUCGUAUUCCAGAACCUUCAACUACAGUGCCACCUCCUGUGCCAACUUUACCACCAAUACCUGUUGGUUGUGAAAGAACAACCGGCAACCCAACAGAACAUUGUAGUGCCCUAUCAACAGAACGACCUGUUACAGUCUUGCCCCUUGCAGAAACAUCAAGACCACCACUUUCCCCGACUAUUAUUCCUGGAAAAGAACCUCCUAGUACUAUGCUUCCUCCUCUGGUUGAGCUCCCAACAGUCCGACCAACUGAAUCACCAUUACCUCUACCACUUCCACCUGCCAUUGUUCCAUCAAUUGCUAUAGCAUGCUCAAAUAAUGAUGACUGCUCUACUGAUAACUCUUGCAUUAAUCACUUUUGCUAUGAUGUGUGUAGUCUUGGUGUAUGUGGGGGGGAUGCUGACUGCAAAAUUCAUAAUCACCGGCCCAUCUGUAGCUGUCCUCCUGGGACUGAAGGAGAUCCUACUCAGGGAUGCAAGGCAAUACUUACAGAAAGACCUCCAACAUCUUCUCCCAUAUCUGAAAUACAUCCAUCACAACCUGGGGACCCAAUAACACCUGUAACAGAACCGACAAGUCCUGGACUUCCACCUUUGGCUGAGCUUCCCACACCAAGACCUAAACAACCUCCUGUGACCCAGCCACCAUCACCGCCUACAGCUGGACCUAUACCAGUUGGCUGUGAGACUACAGACGAGUGUCCCUAUGAUAAUUCUUGUAUAAACCGACUUUGCCUUGAUGUUUGUUAUCCUGGAUUUUGUGGACAAAAUGCUGACUGUCAGACUCAAGGACAUCGUCCCCUUUGUACUUGUCCACCAGGUACAACAGGGAACCCAACUAUAAAGUGUACAGCUCUUGCUGUUGAUUCUCCCCAAACUCCUACUCCUCCGGUGGCUGGAGAGACGCCCCAGCAACCUGACUCUCCAAUUACCCCACUUGCUGGACACACAACUGCUGGACUACCACCUUUGGUGGAAGAGCCUACAACUCCCUACCCAGACCCUCUGUCACCUCGACCUCCCUUACCUCCUGUUAUUCCUCCUAUUUCUAUUGCAUGUGAAAAUAAUGAUGACUGUAGUUUUGGUAACUCUUGCAUUAAUCUACUUUGCUAUGAUGCAUGUAGUCUUGGGGUGUGUGGUGAUGAUGCUAAUUGCAGAACUGUUAAUCACAGACCUGUAUGUCUUUGUCCUCCUGGUACAACUGGAGACCCUCAAGUUUAUUGCAAAGCUUUAGUGACUGAAAGUUCAACAACUGUUCCCCCUGUUGCGGAGGUGCCACCCCAUCCUGAAGAAUCAAUUCGUCCAAUUUCAGAUUCUACUACACGACCCCCACCAAUAGCUGAAACGCCUGAAAUUAGACCACCACAACAGCCCAUUACCCAACGUCCAACACCCAUUCCUACUGCUCCGCCAAUUAUAGUUGGGUGUGAAAGCAACGACCAGUGCAGUUUCGACAACACAUGUGUAAAUCGUCUCUGCCUAGAUGUCUGCCAUCCUGGGUUAUGUGCUGAAAAUGCCGACUGUCAAACUGUAGGACAUCGCCCAUCCUGUGUGUGUCCACCGGGGACAACAGGCAAUCCCACAGUACACUGCAGUGCUAUGGCAACACAGAAACCAGAAAUUACCAUUUCACCUAUAGCAGAUAUACCUGAAGUACAUAUAGACCCACUGAUUCCAGGAGCUGGCUCAACCACCACACCCCUCCCACCACUAGCAGAGAUGCCAACAACAAAGACUCCAGAGCCAGUAAUUGAACGCCCAAAGCCACAACCAAUUGUUCCUCCAAUAGCUAUUGCUUGUACAAAUAAUGAUGAUUGCACAACAGACAACUCGUGCAUCAACAAACUUUGCUAUGAUGUAUGUAGUCUUGGAGUGUGUGGAGAGGAUGCAGACUGUAAGAUUCAUAAUCACCGUCCAGUCUGUAGUUGUCCUCCAGGGACAUCAGGAGACCCUACAACUGGUUGUCAGGCAGUACUUACAGAAAGGCCAUUGGUACCAGCUUCACCCAUUCCAGAAAUAAGUCCAACACAGCCAGGUGAUCCAAUUAGACCCAUAGCUGAACCAACAAGUCCUGGACUUCCUCCUUUGGCUGAACUUCCUUCAACAACACCAACAUUGCCUCCAGUGACUACGCCUCCUCCACCACCCACACCUGGCCCCAUACCUGUAGGAUGUGAAACUUCUGAUGACUGUCCAUCUGAUAAUUCGUGUGUUAACAGACUCUGCUUUGAUGUUUGUUAUCCAGGCCUAUGUGGAGAAAGUGCAGAUUGCCAGACUCAAGGAAAUCGUCCAGUAUGCAAAUGUCCACCAGGAACCACUGGAAACCCAACUAUCAAGUGUUCAGCAGUAGCCUUUGAGAUGCCACCAAAACCAUAUCCACCACAAGUAGGAGAAACACCUUUACAACCAGACUCUCCAAUCAGUCCCAUUGCAGGUCCUACAACCACAGGACCCCCACCUUUAGUAGAAGAAUCAACUCGUCCUCCACUUGAACCUCUACCUCCACGACCUCCACCAGCUCCCAUUGUUCCAGCAAUACCCAUUGCAUGUGAAAAUAAUGACGACUGUGAUAUGGACAACUCCUGCUUGAAUAAACUUUGUUAUGAUGCAUGUACCUUAGGCAUAUGUGGAGAAGAUGCUCAUUGCAGAACUAUUGAUCAUCGACCUAUUUGUCUUUGUCCACAUGGGACUUCUGGUGAUCCUCAAGUAGGAUGCAAAGCAAUUUCCACCGAAAGACCUACAACAGUUAUUCCAAUAACAGAAUUACCAGUUGUCAGUGAUGUACCAAUUCAUGCAGUGCCAGGUCCAUCGUCUACCCCACCAUCCCCUAUUGCUGAACUACCAACUACACGACCACCUGAAACUCCAAUACCUCGACCUCCAGCAAUACCAACACCUCCACCCAAUCCAGUAGGCUGUGAAAGCACUGAUGAUUGUCCAUAUGAUAACAGUUGUAUCAACCGUCUUUGUCUGGACGUAUGUCAUCCUGGUCUGUGUGGUGACAAUGCUGAUUGCCAGACCAUUGGCCAUAGACCUCUAUGCUUGUGCCCUCCAGGCACUACAGGCAAUCCUACAGAAAGCUGCAAGGCAGUUUCUACCGACAGACCUACAACUAUGUCUCCUAUAACAGGCGCCCCAGGAAUAACUCCAGACGAUCAGAUUGUACCAGGAAUUGGACCAUCAACACCAAUACCACCACCUCUAGCUGAAACACCAACACCAAGACCUCCAUUGCCAACAACUCCCAGACCUCCUCCACCUCCAGUUGUCCCUCCUUUCGUAAUUGCUUGUACAAACAAUGAUGACUGCACAAUGGAUAACUCAUGCAUCAACAACCUUUGCUAUGAUGUAUGUAGUCUUGGAGUAUGUGGAGAUGAUGCAGACUGUAAGAUUCAUAAUCAUCGCCCAGUUUGCAGUUGUCCUCCAGGAACCACAGGAGAUCCUUCCUAUGGAUGUCAGGCAGUACUUACAGAAAGGCCAUUGGUACCAGCUUCACCCAUUCCAGAAAUAAGUCCAACACAGCCAGGUGAUCCAAUUAGACCCAUAGCUGAACCAACAAGUCCUGGACUACCUCCUUUGGCUGAACUUCCUUCACCACCUACAACAUUGCCUCCAGUGACUACGCCUCCUCCACCACCCACACCUGGCCCCAUACCUGUAGGAUGUGAAACUUCUGAUGACUGUCCAUCUGAUAAUUCGUGUGUUAACAGACUCUGCCUUGAUGUUUGUUAUCCAGGCCUAUGUGGAGAAAGUGCAGAUUGCCAGACUCAAGGAAAUCGACCUUUGUGUACAUGUCCACCAGGAACCACUGGAAACCCAACUAUCAAGUGUUCAGCAAUGGCCUUCGAAAUGCCACCAAAACCGUAUCCACCACAAGUAGGAGAAAAGCCUUUACAACCAGAUUCUCCAAUCAGUCCCAUUGCAGGUCCUACAACCACAGGACCCCCACCUUUAGUAGAAGAAUCAACUCGUCCUCCACCUGAACCUCUACCUCCACGACCUCCAGCAGCUCCCAUUGUUCCAGCAAUACCCAUUGCAUGUGAAAAUAAUGACGACUGUGAUAUGGACAACUCCUGCUUGAACAAAUUAUGUUAUGAUGCUUGUAGCCUUGGAAUUUGUGGAGAUGAUGCUGAAUGUGCAACUGUCAAUCACAGACCAGUCUGCCUUUGUCCUCAUGGAACAUCUGGUGAUCCUCAAGUAGGAUGCAAAGCAAUUUCCACCGAAAGACCUACAACAGUUAUUCCAGUAACAGAAUUACCAGUUGUCAGUGAUGUACCAAUUCAUGCAGUGCCAGGUCCAUCGUCUACCCCACCAUCCCCUAUUGCUGAACUACCAACUACACGACCACCUGAAACUCCAAUACCUCGACCUCCAGCAAUACCAACACCUCCACCCAAUCCAGUAGGCUGUGAAAGCACUGAUGAUUGCCCAUAUGAUAACAGCUGUAUCAACCGUCUUUGUCUGGACGUAUGUCAUCCUGGUCUGUGUGGUGACAGUGCUGAUUGCCAGACCAUUGGCCAUAGACCUCUAUGCUUGUGCCCUCCAGGCACUACAGGCAAUCCUACAGAAAGCUGCAAGGCAGUUUCUACCGACAGACCUACAACUAUGUCUCCUAUAACAGGCGCCCCAGGAAUAACUCCAGACGAUCAGAUUGUACCAGGAAUUGGACCAUCAACACCAAUACCACCACCUCUAGCUGAAACACCAACACCAAGACCUCCAUUGCCAACAACUCCCAGACCUCCUCCACCUCCAGUUGUCCCUCCUUUCGUAAUUGCUUGUACAAACAAUGAUGACUGCACAAUGGAUAACUCAUGCAUCAACAACCUUUGCUAUGAUGUAUGUAGUCUUGGAGUAUGUGGAGAUGAUGCAGACUGUAAGAUUCAUAAUCAUCGCCCAGUUUGCAGUUGUCCUCCAGGAACCACAGGAGAUCCUUCCUAUGGAUGUCAGGCAGUACUUACAGAAAGGCCAUUGGUACCAGCUUCACCCAUUCCAGAAAUAAGUCCAACACAGCCAGGUGAUCCAAUUAGACCCAUAGCUGAACCAACAAGUCCUGGACUACCUCCUUUGGCUGAACUUCCUUCACCACCUACAACAUUGCCUCCAGUGACUACGCCUCCUCCACCACCCACACCUGGCCCCAUACCUGUAGGAUGUGAAACUUCUGAUGACUGUCCAUCUGAUAAUUCGUGUGUUAACAGACUCUGCCUUGAUGUUUGUUAUCCAGGCCUAUGUGGAGAAAGUGCAGAUUGCCAGACUCAAGGAAAUCGACCUUUGUGUACAUGUCCACCAGGAACCACUGGAAACCCAACUAUCAAGUGUUCAGCAAUGGCCUUCGAAAUGCCACCAAAACCGUAUCCACCACAAGUAGGAGAAAAGCCGUUACAACCAGAUUCUCCAAUCAGUCCCAUUGCAGGUCCUACAACCACAGGACCCCCACCUUUAGUAGAAGAAUCAACUCGUCCUCCACCUGAACCUCUACCUCCACGACCUCCAGCAGCUCCCAUUGUUCCAGCAAUACCCAUUGCAUGUGAAAAUAAUGACGACUGUGAUAUGGACAACUCCUGCUUGAACAAAUUAUGUUAUGAUGCUUGUAGCCUUGGAAUUUGUGGAGAUGAUGCUGAAUGUGCAACUGUCAAUCACAGACCAGUCUGCCUUUGUCCUCAUGGAACAUCUGGUGAUCCUCAAGUAGGAUGCAAAGCAAUUUCCACCGAGAGACCUACAACAGUUAUUCCAGUAACAGAAUUACCAGUUGUCAGUGAUGUACCAAUUCAUGCAGUGCCAGGUCCAUCGUCUACCCCACCAUCCCCUAUUGCUGAACUACCAACUACACGACCACCUGAAACUCCAAUACCUCGACCUCCAGCAAUACCAACACCUCCACCCAAUCCAGUAGGCUGUGAAAGCACUGAUGAUUGUCCAUAUGAUAACAGCUGUAUCAACCGUCUUUGUCUGGACGUAUGUCAUCCUGGUCUGUGUGGUGACAGUGCUGAUUGCCAGACCAUUGGCCAUAGACCUCUAUGCUUGUGCCCUCCAGGCACUACAGGCAAUCCUACAGAAAGCUGCAAGGCAGUUUCUACCGACAGACCUACAACUAUGUCUCCUAUAACAGGCGCCCCAGGAAUAACUCCAGACGAUCAGAUUGUACCAGGAAUUGGACCAUCAACACCAAUACCACCACCUCUAGCUGAAACACCAACACCAAGACCUCCAUUGCCAACAACUCCUAGACCUCCUCCACCUCCAGUUGUCCCUCCUUUCGUAAUUGCUUGUACAAACAAUGAUGACUGCACAAUGGAUAACUCAUGCAUCAACAACCUUUGCUAUGAUGUAUGUAGUCUUGGAGUAUGUGGAGAUGAUGCAGACUGUAAGGUUCAUAAUCAUCGCCCAGUUUGCAGUUGUCCUCCAGGAACCACGGGAGAUCCGUCCUAUGGAUGUCAGGCAGUACUUACAGAAAGGCCAUUGGUACCAGCUUCACCCAUUCCAGAAAUAAGUCCAACACAGCCAGGUGAUCCAAUUAGACCCAUAGCUGAACCAACAAGUCCUGGACUUCCUCCUUUGGCUGAACUUCCUUCACCACCUACAACAUUGCCUCCAGUGACUACGCCUCCUCCACCACCCACACCUGGCCCCAUACCUGUAGGAUGUGAAACUUCUGAUGACUGUCCAUCUGAUAAUUCGUGUGUUAACAGACUCUGCUUUGAUGUUUGUUAUCCAGGCCUAUGUGGAGAAAGUGCAGAUUGCCAGACUCAAGGAAAUCGUCCAGUAUGCAAAUGUCCACCAGGAACCACUGGAAACCCAACCAUCAAAUGUUCAGCAGUAGCUUUCGAAAUGCCACCAAAACCAUAUCCACCAGAAGUAGGAAAAGAGCCAAAACCAGACUCUCCGAUUAUCCCACUUGCAGGUCCUACAACCACAGGACCUCCCCCUCUGGCAGAAGAAUCAACUCGUCCUACACCUGAACCUCUACCUCCACGACCACCACCACCACCCAUUGUCUCUGCUGUACCUACUGCUUGUGAAAAUAAUGAUGAUUGUGAUGUGGAUAAUUCUUGUUUGAAUAGGCUUUGCUAUGAUGCUUGCAGUCUAGGAAUAUGUGGCGAAGAUGCAGACUGUAAGACAAGUAAUCACAGACCUGUUUGUAUAUGUCCUCCUGGAACAACUGGUGAUCCACAGAUCCAGUGUCAGGCUCUUUCCAUUUUCAAGCCUACACCCCCUAUACCAAUAACAGAAAGUGUUUCGCCUCCUGUGGAACAACCAAUCAGACCUGUGGCAGGUCCAUCUUCUGUUCCUCCUCCUCCUCUAGCCUCCGAACGGCCGCCAAGACCUUCUGAGCCUCCAUUAAUUCAGCCUCCACCAGUUCCUACUCCUCCACCAAUUCCAGUUGGGUGUCAGAGUAAUGAUGAAUGUCCAUAUGACAAUACGUGCGUAAACAGAUUGUGCUUUAACGUAUGUUUCCCUGGACUUUGUGGUGAUAAUGCUGACUGUCAAACACAUGGGCAUAGGCCAGCAUGUAUAUGUCCUCCUGGUACAACUGGUAACCCAACUAUCCGCUGCACUGCAAUUGCAGCUGAAAGUCCAGACACUCUUCCACCUCCUAUUGCGGCAAGCACGUCCCCAAGACCUGAUGAGCCAAUUCUACCUGGAGUAGGACAGUCAUCUCCAAUGCCUCCUCCUCUUGUAGAAGAACCAACAACACGACCUCCUGAGCCUACAACACCUCGUCCUCCAGUAACACCCAUACUUCCUCCAGUUGUUAUAGCUUGUACCAACAAUGAUGAAUGCCCAAUGGAUAACUCAUGUUUGAAUCAUAUCUGCUAUGAUGCUUGUGCCAUUGGUAUCUGUGGGGAAGAUGCUGACUGCAAGAUCCAUAAGCAUCGGCCUGUGUGCAAUUGUCCACCAGGCACAACAGGAAAUCCUACAAUUGGCUGUCACGCACUCUUGUCAGAACAGACAACCAUACAGACACCUAUCAAGGAAACUGUUUCCCCACCACCUGACAGCCCAAUCCAUCCUGUAUCUCCUCCACCAUCUACAACUCAGGCACCUAUAGGGGAGGAUCCUCCAAGAAGACCAACAGAACCAACAACUAGCCAUCCUCCACUUCCACCUACACCUCUACCAGUACCAGUAGGAUGUGAGAGCAUUGAUGAGUGUCCAUAUGAUAAUUCUUGUGUCAACAAACUUUGUUUGGAUAUAUGUCACCCUGGCCUGUGUGGUGAAAAUGCAGACUGCCAAACAAAGGGUCACCGGCCAGUUUGUGCAUGUCCACCAGGAACAACAGGAAAUCCUACGCUUAAGUGUUCUGCAAUAGCAGUAUUAGAUCCUGUGGAACCGCCGUCACCUGUUGGUGAAGUGCAGACACCACCUCCAGAUUCUCCCAUUAUACCAGUUUCUCCUCCUCCUUCCACAACUCUUCCACCAGAAACUGAAGUAACACCAAGUCAUCCAGUGAAACCAUUACCUACACCUCCUCCUACACCAAUAGUGCCACCUAUACAGAUUGCCUGUGAGAAUAAUGAUGAUUGUGAUAUAGACAACUCCUGCAUUAAUUUGUUGUGUUAUGAUGUCUGUAGCCUUGGCAUAUGUGGAGACAGUGCAGACUGCAAGACUCUGAAUCAUAGGCCUGUGUGCGUGUGUCCACCUGGAACUACAGGAGAUCCACAGACUCGUUGCACUGCCGUGCUCACAGAGAUACCAUCUACACCAGCACCUCCUGUUGCCGAAACGGUUGAACCACCCCAACAGCCUGUGAGGCCUGUUGCAAUUACAUCAACAACGCCUCUACCUCUAUCAGAGACGCAGCCCCCCAUUGUAAAGGACCCACUACCGCCUCCCCCUGCACCACCAUCAACUGAAGGCCCCUUACCUGUUGGAUGUGCUACAAGUGGUGAAUGUGCCUUUGAUGAGAAAUGUGUGAACCGUCUCUGUGUCAAAGUAUGCAGCCUUAUGCCAUGUGAUACAAAUUCAGAUUGUUUUGUACAGCUGCACGAGGCUGUCUGUACACCUAUUGCCCCUAUCACUGCACGGCCACAGUGUGUCACUGAUCCUGACUGCUUCACAACACAGGUCUGUAUUAGCAAUGUGUGUCGUGAUGUUUGUCUUACAAGCAACCCCUGUGCCCCGAUGGCAGUGUGCACUGCAGAGAACCAUCGUCCCCGCUGCAACUGCCCACCAGGCUAUAUUGGAAACCCCUUCGUCUCCUGUCGAAGACCUGAACAACCCACACCACCGCCAGUCAUACCACUCACAACCUCUCGUCCAGACUGUAUUGUCGAUGGAGAUUGUGAAUAUCAUCAGGCAUGUCUUAAUCAAGAAUGUAAAAAUCCAUGCCUGUAUCGAGAUGUUUGUGGCUUUAAUGCUGAGUGCCUUGUCACAGUGCACACACCAAUGUGUAUCUGCAGCCCUGGAUACACAGGCAACCCUUAUGUCCAGUGUUCACCCCCCACCACCCCUGCCCCAACCCCUGCUCCACCUGUCAUCCAGCCUCAGUGUACUGUGAAUGAAGAUUGCCUAGAUCACCAAGCAUGCUUCAGCGGGAACUGCCAGAACCCUUGUCUGGUAGCUAACCCGUGUGCCCCUACGGCUCUCUGUGAUGUCACAAGGCACCGCCCAGUGUGUUCUUGUCCUUCGGGAUUAACGGGAGACCCCUACCUCCAGUGCACCAUGAGUAAGAAUGUCUAG
This is a messenger RNA of Penaeus chinensis, 38115 nucleotides long. RefSeq lists its product as uncharacterized. The record is from RefSeq and is a predicted model, not a curated record. The coding region runs from base 1 to 38115 and encodes 12704 amino acids. Lineage: Eukaryota; Metazoa; Arthropoda; Malacostraca; Decapoda; Penaeidae. The transcript has 43 exons. Gene Ontology annotation, cellular component: nucleus. Gene Ontology annotation, molecular function: calcium ion binding; zinc ion binding.